AUGAUCCAGAACAGACUCUACAAUAAGAAGGUCGACGUGUACAGUUUCGGAAUCGUUCUCUGGGAGCUUCUCACCGGCAUGCUCCCCUUCCAGAACAUGACGGCCGUCCAGGUGGCGUUUGCCGUGGACAAGGGGUUCCGCCCAGUCAUACCCCCCGACUGUCUGCCUGUGCUCGAGGAGAUCAUGUCCCGCUGCUGGGACGCCAACCCCGACCUCCGGCCCCCUUUCACUGAGGUUGUCAGGAUGCUCGAGGCUGCGGAGACCGAGAUCUUGACAACCGUCCGGAAGGCACGUUUCAGAUGUUGCAUGUCCCAACCCAUGACUACAGAUUGA
Molecule: messenger RNA, 333 nt
Organism: Spirodela intermedia
Lineage: Eukaryota; Viridiplantae; Streptophyta; Magnoliopsida; Alismatales; Araceae
Source: the annotation of a GenBank genome assembly